AUGAGAUCCCUGAAACACCUCAAACAUCACUCCAGGAACAAUGUGGAGGAGGAGAGUAGCCGCUUGGUGCGAACCUACCCCAAGAUGACCGAGCGCCAAGUGGAUGUGGGCACGCAGACGGAGCCUGUGGUGGUGCUAUCUCUGGCUCAGGCAGCUGUUCUCGGCCUCAUCUCCCAGAAUGAAAUCUUUGGGGCCACCAUUGCCCCUAAUGGUUUUUACACUGGGGAGCCCAGAGAGUGCCCCCCUCCUCCACCUGAGGCGAUGGAGUAUGAGUACGCUGACCAGCUGAUAGGGGCCAACGGGGACUACCUGGCUGAGCCUGCUGGGGAGCCGGAGCCCCAGCCCCACUGCAGUGAAAGAAGACGGCCCGGACCCCGUGGGAGGACCAAAAGGCCCAGGAAUGAUGGAGAAUUAGAGGGUCACCCACACAAAGCACCAAGUCCACAGGCUCAGGUUAAAGGUGAAAGACUUGAGUCUGACAGCCCCCCUUCCUGCAUUCACAUGAACAGCAGGCGUAGUCCUGGCAAGUCAGAGGAUCCAGUCACCCAACAAGGAUCUCUGAAAGAGGAGCAGGCCUGCAGAAACUGUGCCUCAUGUGUGAAAGAUACACCCAGGCCACAAACAGACAGACAACCAGAACAGGAACAAGAAGAAAGCACCAGUAGAGACAGAGAGAGGAAGGAAGAGGAGCUUGUGGUGGCAGAAGAAGAAGAGGAGGAAGCAUUAAACCUCAAGACCAGCGGAGAGACAGGCAGUCCUCUGGAGAACCGCUAUUAUGAGUCCAAUGAGGUGGCCUACGAGUCCCUGCAAGGGGAGUAUGAAGAGAAUGGCCAGGCCAUGUUGUGGUCAGACCCAGAGGGUCUCGCCAGGCGAAUGCAGAUUGACCGACUGGACAUCAACGUACAGAUUGAUGAGUCUUACUGCGUAGAUGUGGGAGAGGGUCUGAAACGCUGGAAGUGCCGCAUGUGUGAGAAGUCAUACACAUCCAAAUACAACCUUGUCACUCAUAUCCUGGGCCACAAUGGAAUUAAGCCCCAUGAAUGUCUACACUGUGGAAAGCUCUUCAAGCAGCCGAGCCACCUCCAGACUCACCUGCUCACCCACCAGGGAACCCGACCUCACAAGUGCACCGUUUGUGAGAAGGCCUUCACGCAGACUAGCCACCUGAAGAGGCAUAUGCUGCAGCAUUCAGAUGUCAAGCCCUACAGCUGUCGCUUCUGUGGCCGUGGCUUCGCCUAUCCCAGUGAGCUGAGGACCCACGAGAACAAACACGAGAAUGGUCAGUGCCACGUCUGCACACAGUGUGGUCUGGAGUUCCCAACCUACGCGCACCUGAAGCGCCACCUGACCAGCCAUCAGGGCCCCACCACGUACCAGUGCACAGAGUGCCACAAGUCCUUCGCUUACCGCAGCCAGCUGCAGAACCACUUGAUGAAGCACCAGAACGUGCGGCCCUACGUUUGCCCCGAGUGUGGCAUGGAGUUUGUCCAGAUCCACCACCUACGACAACACGCUCUCACUCACAAGGGUAUGAAGGAAUUCAAGUGUGACGUCUGUGCCAGAGAGUUCACCCUGUCUGCCAACCUGAAGAGACACAUGUUGAUCCAUGCCAGCGUGAGGCCCUUCCAGUGCCACGUCUGUUUCAAGACCUUUGUCCAGAAGCAGACCCUCAAAACGCACAUGAUUGUCCACCUGCCCGUCAAGCCUUUCAAAUGCAAGGUGUGUGGAAAGUCAUUCAACAGAAUGUACAACCUCCUUGGCCACAUGCAUCUCCACGCCGGCAGCAAGCCCUUCAAGUGCCCUUACUGCACCAGCAAGUUCAACCUGAAGGGCAACCUCAGCCGACACAUGAAGGUCAAACACGGCAUCAUGGACGCCUCGAUAGAUGGACAAGAACCCCCCCAAGACACAGAAGGCCAGGAGGACUACGAAGAGGAGAGUUUUGAAUUCAGCGAGCGAGAAAACCGGGCCAACAACAACAACACACCAGACAUUGCUAAACUAUCUCAAAUGGAGUAUUACAGCACCUAUGGGAAGGGCGCAGGGCGCUUCAGCACUGCUUGAAUUACUAAAAUGACCAUAAAUUGAAUAUAAGUGUGUACCAAUGAAAACGGGAUUGUCUUUUUUGUUUUUUGUUUUUUUGGUUCCCUUUUAUGUUAAAGGCAUAGUGCUUGGGAUGUUCUUCAAGGGCAUGAAGAAGCUCAGCAAACUGCACAUUCAUAUGCACUGGAAUCACUCGUAAUGCUACAAAAUCUGAAAAUGUAUACUUUUUACGUAAUUACAUAUUUUUAAUCUCUAAAACACUGCAAAUCUACUGAAUAAAUAUAUUAUAUUUGAAAAAAGUGGAUUGUCUAAAAUAGGAGCAUUUAGGUAAAAAGAAUAAAUAUAUAUAUAAAUACCUAUAUGUUGUCCUUUGCUUAAAAACAGGAACAUCAUCUGAGCCUAAUUUGGACAAGCACGUUUUUAGUUACAAGCAUAAAAGCGUAUGUGGAUGUUACACUGCACUUACUCAUUCAGACAAUCCCGGUCUCUCUCAGUAUACUGGGGUAAAGUAAUGUGAAGGGUUAACUAAGGAAACAAGUGUUACUCCUCUUUUCACUUGCCAAAGCUUUUCAAGAUGCAGAGGUUAAGAAUUCACUUUGAUUUAUACUGUGAUAGAUAAAAUCUGAGGUUUGCAAAAUAACUUAAAUUCCAUUGGAUUUCCAAUCCUUGUUUUAUUGUAUAUUAUUGUACAGAAUGUAUCAGUCCUCUUGUAUGUUGGCUGGUAUUGUAAUCAGUGCUUUGCACUGAGGACCACUGUGUCUACUUUUUAGGUUUCUGCAUUAACAAGCAUCACCCUGUAUUGAUCUCUAGUCUAUGAAUGUAAUUGUUUCUGUGGAAUGUUUUAAGAUACUAAUGAAAAGAAAAUCAUAUCAAUAUCCUUUUUAAUGGUAGGACCCCUUUACCAAAGAAUUGGAUCAAAUCUUGCAGCUACGGGCAAUGUCGGUCUCUUUUCCUUGAUGUUGUGUAGAGCUGGGACAUUGGAUUUCUUGGGGUCCAGUCGAAGACCUCGUGAAAUUACAUUCAGGUUCCCCUCCCACCCAUCUGUAGAUCUCUUCAAAAGAUUACCACAGAGAGCAGACUAUUGUACAGCUUCUAUUUCAACAGAUCCUCAUCAACCCCCCCCCUCAAACCUUCACAAGACAAGAUGCAGCAUUUUUCAAAAGCAAUGCAAACCCUGCAUUCACAUUGCAGUUCUGCUUUUUUGUUUUGUUUUUUUAAAAUUGAUGAAUCUCAACAAGAAUUGUCCCAAAAAAACCUGGGACAGAAAUAUUAAGUGCCACAGUGUGUCUGCGAGAGCGUGCCAUCCAUCAUGCUGCACACUGGUCUCAAGUGAUGAACGACAACCUCCCAACAUGUGACAGGGCCAUGGACCUCGUGGAAAAUGAUUUGGGAAAUGCUCAAUAUAUUCAGUUUCCCAGUGCUUAGCUUUUCAAACUUGUAACCUGCAAACAUGGUAUCCAUUUGCAAUGUUGAUAUAGCGCAUUUAAAAUAAAAAUGCUUUUUGUGCGUUUUUCAGCUUCUGUGUUCAUGCCAUCAUUUAAUGAUGAUACAAAGGUGGAGGGGGGGUGGGGGGUGUUCAGCUUCAAUGGCUUUCUGUAUUAGACAUUAGUGUGGAGAUAAUGUGGAUAGAAAUGUAUGUACAAUGUUGUGUACCAGACAAU
This is a messenger RNA of Xiphias gladius (swordfish), 3704 nucleotides long. It is a transcript of the gene znf710a, whose product is annotated as zinc finger protein 710a. The coding region runs from base 1 to 2064 and encodes 687 amino acids. Gene Ontology annotation, cellular component: nucleus. The transcript has 5 exons. The record is from RefSeq and is a predicted model, not a curated record. Lineage: Eukaryota; Metazoa; Chordata; Actinopteri; Istiophoriformes; Xiphiidae.